Molecule: messenger RNA, 1388 nt
Organism: Castor canadensis (American beaver)
Lineage: Eukaryota; Metazoa; Chordata; Mammalia; Rodentia; Castoridae
Gene: Laptm4a
Product: lysosomal protein transmembrane 4 alpha
Cellular component (GO): lysosomal membrane
Source: RefSeq, a predicted model, not a curated record
AGUGCGCAGGCGCGAAGGAGGUGGUGUGGGCGCGGGCUUGGAGAGUCGUUGUUUGGCUUUGGAGACUGAGCUGUCGGGUUUCAACUGUUGGGCGGAAAGCUUUUGUCAAGGGCUUGGCUAAGAACGAGGCCCGAGAACUUCCCGAUGGUGUCCAUGACUUUCAAGUGGAGCCGCAGCGACCGGUUCUACAGCACCCGGUGCUGCGGCUGUUGCCAUGUCCGCACCGGGACGAUCAUCCUGGGGACCUGGUACAUGGUGGUAAACCUAUUGAUGGCAAUUUUGUUGACUGUGGAAGUGACUCAUCCAAACUCAAUGCCAGCCGUCAACAUUCAGUAUGAAGUCAUUGGUAAUUACUAUUCAUCUGAGAGAAUGGCUGAUAAUGCCUGUGUUCUUUUUGCCGUCUCUGUUCUUAUGUUUAUAAUCAGUUCAAUGCUGGUAUAUGGGGCAAUUUCUUAUCAAGUGGGUUGGCUGAUUCCGUUCUUCUGUUACCGGCUUUUUGACUUCGUUCUCAGUUGCCUGGUUGCUAUCAGUUCUCUCACUUAUUUGCCAAGAAUCAAAGAAUAUCUGGACCAGUUACCUGAUUUUCCCUACAAAGAUGACCUCCUGGCAUUGGACUCCAGCUGCCUUCUGUUCAUUGUUCUUGUAUUCUUUGUGGUAUUCAUCAUUUUCAAGGCUUACCUGAUCAAUUGUGUUUGGAACUGCUAUAAAUAUAUCAAUAACAGAAAUGUGCCAGAGAUUGCUGUGUACCCUGCCUUUGAAGCACCGCCGCAGUACGUUUUGCCAACUUAUGAAAUGGCUGUGAAGAUGCCUGAGAAAGAACCACCACCUCCUUACUUAGCUGCCUGAGGACGUUCUGCCUGUCAGUAAACACUACACCAGCUUCUUCUCUUGUUUAUGUUACAGAAUGCUGCAAUACAGGGCUCUUCAAACUUGUUUGAUAUAAACUAUGUUGUUUUUUGUGUAAGCAUUUAUUUUCAAACACUAAGGAGCUUUUGGACAUUUAUUAAAAGUCUUUUUGUUAAAUCUAUUACAUUUUAAUACUUUUUGAAGACAAUCUAGGUUAAGCAAGAGCAAAGAGUACCAUUGUAAGCCUUUAAUUGGGGGGGGGAGGGAAAGAGGGUAUUCUCCACAUAUUUUCUUUUUUAACUUUGCACUUUCUUUAUAUAAUGGUUUGUGUUUUGGUUAUUUGCUGCCCUGGAUAAUUUCAGGAAGAAUGAAUUCAGUAUUUGGGAUGAGUGAGUUGGGUAUAAGAUCUGAAGUUUUCAGCUAUAGAAACAGGGAAAAAACACUUGACCUGGAAGAUAAUGGUUGCAUGUUUCUAAUUUGUAUGUUUCCAUUUUUGUGAUAAGAUGCUUUAAUAAAUCUCUUAAAAAUUUACUGCUGUCAUU